This is a messenger RNA of Aspergillus ochraceoroseus IBT 24754, 1476 nucleotides long. Its product is annotated as FAD-binding oxidoreductase. Bases 1 to 1476 code for a protein of 491 amino acids. The record is from RefSeq and is a predicted model, not a curated record. The transcript has a single exon. NCBI's taxonomy places the organism in Eukaryota, Fungi, Ascomycota, Eurotiomycetes, Eurotiales, Aspergillaceae. Gene Ontology annotation, molecular function: oxidoreductase activity; FAD binding.
AUGGCGCCAAGUAUCUCCUUUUCCUUGCUCCAAAUAUCAUUACUUGCCUACUCAGGGCUCGUGUCGGGUGACUUUUCCCUCCGGCAGUGUCUUGAGUCUGCUGUAAGCAGGGUGGCCUUCGAAGGCGAUCCAUUCUAUCAACUUCUCAGCGUCCGGCCAUAUAACCUGGACAUCAGCAUUGUCCCUGCGGCAGUGGCAUUCCCAGCGGACACCAAUGAGGUAGCGGCGGUUGUUCGCUGCGCGGCUCAGAACGGGUAUCAAGUUCAAGCCAAAAGCGGCGGCCACAGCUAUGCGAACCAUGGGCUGGGGGGAACGAAUGGCGCCGUCGUGGUGAACCUGGAAAACCUCCAACACUUUUCCAUGAACACUACCACAUGGGAGGCGACGAUCGGAGCUGGAACCCUUCUGGGAGAUGUGACGAAGAGGCUCUCUGAUGCCGGAGGUCGUGCAAUGGCGCACGGAACCUGCCCGCAAGUCGGCAGCGGGGGCCAUUUCACGAUAGGCGGACUGGGACCUUCCUCUCGCCAAUUCGGGGCUGCCUUGGACCAUAUCAUUGAGGCUGAGGUGGUCCUGGCGAACUCUAGCAUCAUUCGAGCCUCGGAAACAGAGAACCCUGAUGUCUUUUUCGCGGUCCGGGGCGCCGCUUCUGGGUUUGGCAUUGUAACCGAGUUCAAGGUCCGCACUGAACCAGAGCCCGGACAAGCCGUUCGAUACUCCUACUCCUUCUCGUUCAGUGACACGGCGACCAGGGCGGAUUUGUUUAAGAAAUGGCAAGCAUAUGUGACUCAGCCGGACCUGCCUCGCGAACUGGCGUCGACUUUGACGAUACUCGAACACGGCAUGUUUAUUACAGGGACAUUCUUCGGCUCCAAAGAAGAAUACAAUGCAUUGAAGAUCGAGACAGAAUUUCCGGGAUUUGCCAAAGGGGGUACUCUUGUGCUUGACGACUGGCUAGGCCUCGUCAGCAACUGGGCGGAAGACCUGUUCCUGGGGGUGGGAGGUGGCAUUCCGUCCCAUUUCUACGCCAAGUCACGAUCCCUUACGGCGGGAAGCCUGCUAUCCGAGGAAGAAAUCGAGCAGAUGUUCGAGUAUAUCGACAACGUCGACAAGGGAACACUGCUCUGGUUUGCUAUCUUUGACCUGCAGGGAGGGGCGGUUGGGGAUGUGCCAGUCGAUGCUACAGCCUACGCUCACCGCGACACGCUUAUCUGGCUCCAGUCGUAUGCGAUCAACCUCUUUGGACGGAUUUCGGAAACCACAGUAGAGUUUCUCGAGAGACUCAAUGAGUUGACCCUGACCAGCACAGCGAAGACUGUCCCUUAUGCCGCGUAUCCGGGAUAUGUAGAUCCACGCUUGACGGAUGCACAGGCAGCAUAUUGGGGUUCGAAUCUUGCACGGUUGAACCGAAUCAAGGCCGAAAUCGACCCAAACAAUGUAUUCCAUAACCCACAAAGCGUCAGGCCUGCUUCUGGGUAA